AUGAAUCCCCCCAUUCGAGUCGCCAUAAUUGGCGGUGGUCUGGCUGGUGCCUCCUUGAUACAUGCCCUUGUCAAAUUUUCCCACCUGAAUGUCCACAUUUUCGAGGCUGCUCAAGAAUUCAAAGAAGCUGGAAUGGCAUUUGGAAUCGCCCGAAAUGCACAAGCUGCUCUGGAGCUCAUCGGCCCUUCGGCCGCGAAAUGCCUUGACGAAGCUGGAGCUGUUCCAAUGAGGGGCGUUAGGUUCAUGUUGGCGCGAGGAGAAGGAGCAGGAACCAUGGCCGAUGAGGUCGAUGAUAUAGUCCAGGGGAAGCGUCUCACGAGCAUUGUGCACCGCGUUAAUUUGCUGGAGGCACUGCUGGCCAACAUCCCUCAGGAUCGAAUGCAUGCCUCCAAGAAGCUCCAGACAAUAGACCAUAAUGGCUCGAUUACCCUCACCUUCAUCGACGGGAGUAUCUUUGAAUGCGAUAUUCUUAUCGGCGCUGAUGGUAUUCACAGCACCGUUCGAAAGCUUAUCUUGGAUGAGAACGAUCCGGCAGCUUCUCCUCAAAACAGUGGUGCUUGGUUUCUUAUGACUCUCCAACCAUUCGAAAAGGCUCAAGCAAGUUUAGGCAAAGAGCAUGUGAAUAUUGAAGAUGCGCGCGAGUAUGGAUGGGCUGGGCACUCAGCCUUUUUGAUGCAUAACAUCUUGAGUAGUGGUCAGCUGGUACAAUUCGCCAUCGCUUGCAAUGACAAGGAAGCUGAGUCUGGGUCUGGCUCACUGAACGAGUGGAAGCGAAUCGUACGUGCCGAGGAGAUCAAGAGACUUUUUCAAGAUUGGCCUCCGCAUCUUCAAAACGCUGUCAAUGAGUUACUUUGCAGUCAGCCUGAGCACGAAGCUUUGUAUCUUUGGGACCACCCCAAGGCACGCACCUACGUUUCUGGUCCUAUCUGUGUGACUGGUGAUGCUGCGCAUUCGACGACGCCGUGGCAGGGCUCCGGGGGUGGUAUGUCCAUUGAGGACAGCCUGAUUCUUUCCACCUUACUAGGACACGCGAAGACACCCGCCGAGGCGCUUAUAGCUUUAAAGGUUUACGACCGGGUCCGUCAGCCUCGCACCCAGCGUAUUGUCGAGUCAAGUCGGGCUACUGGAGAUAUGUUGACAGGAAAUGCCAAACUGGAUCCCAAGACAGGAACUUCGUUCAUGUCAAGAUGGGACUUCAUUAUCGACAUUGAUAUAGAGAAACAUCGCGACGAGGCCUUACAGAUGAUGGACGCCGAGUUGGGAUCACAAUGUCCCAAGAUCACGACUUGA
Messenger RNA from Neoarthrinium moseri, 1290 nucleotides. RefSeq lists its product as uncharacterized. The coding region runs from base 1 to 1290 and encodes 429 amino acids. Gene Ontology annotation, biological process: secondary metabolite biosynthetic process. The record is from RefSeq and is a predicted model, not a curated record. The transcript has 2 exons. Gene Ontology annotation, molecular function: FAD binding. NCBI's taxonomy places the organism in Eukaryota, Fungi, Ascomycota, Sordariomycetes, Amphisphaeriales, Apiosporaceae.